Messenger RNA from Malus domestica (apple), 1535 nucleotides. RefSeq names its product E3 ubiquitin-protein ligase ATL31-like. NCBI's taxonomy places the organism in Eukaryota, Viridiplantae, Streptophyta, Magnoliopsida, Rosales, Rosaceae. The record is from RefSeq and is a predicted model, not a curated record.
AGUUUCGGUUUUUGCUGAUCUCCUCACUCCCACGCUAUCACUAAGCUUAUGUUAUCCAUCUGCGCCCAUCGGUUUUCCAUUUUUGUCAAUUUUUUUUACCCAAAUUUUCAGAUAAUCUUCUUCUUCUUCUUCUUAUCCCUUCCUCGCAUCCCAUCACUUUCGCUCUCCUCCACCGUCCGAUCAUACUACUUCCUUCCUUCCUCCCGCUUAAGUAAUAAUAAUAUGAACAAACUUCAGUAGCUGCUACUCACAGAAGCGGCUGUGCCCACCAACUGCUUGCCGAAAUGCCAGAUACGAAAACGACGAGCUUCAAUCUCCUCUUCCUCUUCUUGCUCGCCUAUCCUAUGCCGGCCAAUGCCCAGACCCCCGAGUUUCAGAACAACGGCUAUGGCUACAUCGCCAAUUUGAACUCUUCAAUGGCGCUCGUCAGUGUCUUCCUCGUCUUUGCCUUCUUCUCCGUGGGCUUCCUCUCCGUCUACUUUCGCCGCUGCAUCGAGUCCACACGCAUGGAAGCCUCCGGAACUCGAGCUCGCGCCGCCUCCGUAGGUUUCCGCCGGCGAGGACUGGACCCGGCGGUGAUGGAGACUUUCCCGAUCCUCGUCUACUCCGCCGUCAAGGAUCUCAAGAUUGGCAAGGGAGCUCUGGAGUGCGCCGUGUGCUUGAGCGAGUUCGACGACUUCGAAACGCUGCGUUUGCUUCCCAAAUGCGAUCACGUCUUCCAUCCAGAUUGCAUCGACCCCUGGUUAGCGGCUCACGUGACGUGUCCGGUUUGCCGCUCCAACCUCACGCGAAACACCGAUUUAAAUGUCGAAGAUUCGAGUUCCAGGAGUCCGAUUGAAGUCGGCGAGGUACGAAACGACGCCGUUGUGCUCAAUGUGGAUGAAAAUCCAAGCGAGGGCCCACAAGCGGUUGAGAAUGGUAAACCACGAACGAGAUCCGGAAUAUGUGGAAAGUUUCCGAGAUCGCACUCGACGGGUCACUCGCUGAGCCGACCCGGAUUGAACACGGAGAGGUACACGUUGAGACUGCCGGAGGAGGUGAGGAAGCAGCUGGUGUCGAGCGGGAACAGUAAGCUGAGGCGUUCGACUAGCUACGACGUCCUUUUGCGCUGCGGCCUCGGGAGUUCGAGGAAGGGCUAUAGGUGUGGCCGCUGUGAAGGGAAAAGCAGCGUGGAUAAUCAAACCGGUUGGGUCGACCCGUGGAUGAUGUCGCCGUCGUUUUUACCUAGAGGAGGUGACGGAAAUGCGGUGUCUGGGAAGACGCCGUUAAUGUCUGUUAAAAUGCCGUUGGAUUGUCUUCAUGUCAAGGCGGAGAGUUCUAAAGAAUCGAUAUCUCGGCUGCCUGUGUAAUUUGUACAUAAUAAUUGUAUAUAAUGUUUUUAUUUUCGGAAGUCAUUUGCAUAUAAUUUUUAGCGUGAAAAGUUGUGUUGGUAUAGUUUGUAGAGAGGAAUUUGUGUCUGCUCGUUCAUGCAGGAUUGAAAAUUGUACGAAAAAUUAUAUUUGAAAGAAACAAAAAAUUAUGUUGUGAAAGAUUAA